AUGCCUCUCCGCCCAGGCUACCAUGAGGGACUCACUUUUGCCCAGUUGUUGGUUGUUCCGAUAUUGAUACUCUAUUGCGUUGUUUUGAUAUUGGUCUUGACAGGAUUCAUACAAAUAUUGAAAUAUUUCAAUAGGGACUCUCAGAGAGAGCUAGAAAAUGCGAUCAAUAACUCUGCCUUAGAGGGUGUCACUAUUUUGAGGCCUAUUAAGGGGAUAGAUCCGCAAAUGGAAUGGUGUUUGGAAUCGAGCUUCAAACAAGACUAUCUCAAGAGUAAAAUCGAGAUUGUCUUUUGUGUGCAAUCCUCGACCGAUCCAGGAAUCCCAAUAAUUAGGAAACUCAUCAGCAAGUAUCCGGAGACUGAUGCAAAGCUGCUAGUGGAUAAAGACCAAGAUCAUUUGGACAAUUUUGGGCCCAAUCCGAAGGUGAACAAUUUACACAAGGGAUACAAGGCAGCCAAGUACGAUAUUAUCUGGGUGUUAGAUUCGAAUGUUUACACCUAUCCACAAACUUUGAAGAGAAGUGUGUACACUUUACAGAACAACCUCAACAAUGGAAGUGGAAUCCCCACUUUGCUUGGUUCUAAGAAGAAGGUCAAGCUGGUUACGCAUGUUCCAAUAGUUAUUUCAACAAGUAAGCAUAUGACGAACUGGGGGUCUAAAUUGGAUGAGAUGUUUAUGUCAACAUCACAUGGGAAGUUCUACGUUGCACUCAAUCGAGUACAGCCUGCGCCAUGUGUGAAUGGUAAGUCCAAUUUAUACAGAAGAUCUGAUUUGGAUUCAGCCGUUUCAAGAAUCACCAACACACACGUCGAGGAGGGAGAUGGGUUCAAACAUUUUGCCAAAUAUAUUGGUGAGGACAACAUGAUUGCAAUAGCCCUCUGGGACGGCGUUGACGGGUGUGCUGGGAUGAGCCGAGACAUUGUUUUACAGCCAAUUGGCGGCCAAAACAGUGUCCGGGACUACAUUGCCCGUCGAGUGAGAUGGUUGAGGGUACGGAAAUACAUGGUUCUUGCUGCCACCUUGAUUGAGCCUGCUACGGAGAGUCUUGUCAGUGGUGUUUUGGGCAGUUUCAGCAUCAACGUACUCCUCCACCAUAGAUACGCCAUUCUGUGGCGAUGGUUUGUCGUUCAUAUGGCUCUGUGGGCAUUCGUUGACUAUAUACAGUUUCGAGCACUCUAUAGGCUCUCCAAUGGAGUUCUCGAUGGGGAGAGACGAUUCCAUCUUCUUCGGUAUUUCACCUUUUGGACAUUAAGGGAGGUUUUGGCCCUCCCCAUUUGGGUACAGGCCAUCUGUGGGAGCCGUAUCGAUUGGAGGGGACAGCGAUUCAAGAUUCUCCCCGAUCUCUCUGCCGAGCCAAUGUGA
Messenger RNA from Pichia kudriavzevii, 1362 nucleotides. RefSeq lists its product as uncharacterized. Gene Ontology annotation, biological process: glucosylceramide biosynthetic process. Gene Ontology annotation, cellular component: membrane. The transcript has a single exon. The record is from RefSeq and is a predicted model, not a curated record. The coding region runs from base 1 to 1362 and encodes 453 amino acids. NCBI's taxonomy places the organism in Eukaryota, Fungi, Ascomycota, Pichiomycetes, Pichiales, Pichiaceae. Gene Ontology annotation, molecular function: ceramide glucosyltransferase activity.